GUGAUGAAUUCGUUUAAUACUCUGCGCUCUUUGCUGAUCUUUACUUUGAUACUUGUCGACAGUUGUGGAGCGAAGUGGAGUAAAACGCAGCGGAUCCGCUCCGGCACCACGUGACUCCUGCUGAGGGCCUGUGUUUGUUCAGCUCAGCGGCGGAGAAGAAGAAAAAUGGCGGCUCUAGGCGAACCCAAACGGGGCGCCGGGCUAACGUUCUGAGCUUUCACGGCUGGAACCACACCGGGGCUUCGCCGCGUAGCUGCACCGUCCGAACCCCCGCUGCUCCAGCUUCGUGGCGGUACCGCUUCCACUCGCAUCGGUGUCGGCCAAAGAGCGCAAACAUUGGGAUUGUAAAAUAAUAGAGCACGGUUAUCAUGAGAGGGAAAAGGGGCAGGCCGCCCAAACCGCUGCCGGCCGAGGAGCCGUCCCCAGCGGGGGCCCGCGGCUUGCGACCACGGAGGAACCUGAAGCCCAGGCUGCGGGACAGCGGGGACGAGGACAGCCCCACCAGGGAGAGCCCCAAGCCGAGCAGGAGGAGAAAAGCGGGCGCAGCGUCAACGCGGGGCAGGGGACGCGGCAGAGGCGGCGGCGGCGGCAGGGGAGGCAGGGGAGGCAGAGGGGGACGCGGAGGGAGGCGGACGCCUGCGUCCAAAACAGUGGUGUACGACGACCAUGAGAGCGACGAGGACGACGACGCCGUCAGCCUGAGGUCCGAGGAGGACGAGCUCAUCGAAGAGGAGGCUCCGUCCGAGGAGGACGAGGCCCUGAAGGAGGACUCCGACUGCCUGGAAGAGGAUGCGCUGGACGAGGAGGAGGAGGAGGCGGCGGACGACGCCAGCUGCUGCACGGAGAGCAGCUUUCGGAGCCAGAGCACACACGCCAGCACUCCCGGGAGGAAGAAAGCACGCGCUCCACGGCCUCGGACUCCCAUACUUGAGGAGAAGGAGAUUCCUCCCCUUGAGCUUCCACACUCUUCUGAGGAUCUGCUUGUGCCAAAUGAGGAGUUGCUCAAUGCCACCUCCAUCUACGAGGUGCUGCGGAACUUCAGCACAGUGCUGCGCCUCUCCCCCUUCCGCUUUGAGGACUUCUGUGCAGCACUGCUGGGGCAGGAGCAGUGCACUUUAAUAGCAGAGACCCACAUUUCUCUGUUGAAGGCCAUCCUGCGUGAGGAGGAGUCCUCCAACACCACCUUUGGCCCCGCUGACCUCAAAGACAGCGUCAACUCCACCCUGUUCUUCAUUGACGGCAUGACGUGGCCUGAGGUUUUGCGGGCGUACUGCGAGAGCGACCAGGAGUACCAUCAUGUGCUGCCGUACCAGGAGGGGGAGGAGUAUCCCUACGGUCCUCUCGAAAGUAAGAUCAAGGUGCUGCAGUUCUUGGUGGACCAGUUCCUCACCACCAACCUCGCCCGUGAGGAGCUGACGUCAGACGGCACCAUGCAGUACGAUGAUCACUGCCGCGUGUGCCACCGCCUGGGGGACCUGCUGUGCUGCGAGACCUGCUCGGCCGUGUAUCACCUGGAGUGUGUGAAGCCGCCCCUGGAGGAGGUUCCAGAGGACGAGUGGCAGUGUGAGAUCUGCGUGGCGCACAAGGUCCCGGGGGUCUCAGACUGUGUGACAGAGGCACAGAAGAACAGGCCCUAUGUCCGUCAGGAGCCCAUCGGAUACGACCGGCACCAGCGGAAGUACUGGUUCCUAAAUCGAAGGAUUAUAGUCGAAGAGGACGGGGAGCACGACAGGAAGAAGAUCUGGUACUACAGCACCAAGGCUCAGCUGGAGGAGCUCAUGCAGUGCCUGGACAAGGAGUACUGGGAGAUGGACCUCCAUGCCACGCUGGAGGAGAUGAAGGAGGAGGUGCAGGCCCACAUGGACGUGACCGAGGACCUCACCAGCAAAGCGUGUGGAAACAAUAAAGCCUACCUCACCGCCGUCAACGAACUGAUUAUGGAGCAUUUAACGGUCAAGCGAGAGGCACAGGAAGCGAAAAGGCGAUUGGAGGAAGCAAAUCAAGAAGCGGAACCAGAUAUUGAUAAAACAAAGGAGGACACGUCUGAGCUCAACGCUCGAGAAGACGCCGGCGCUGAAGUCCCACCUUCCACGGUGGAGAGCUGCGUGUCGGAUCCUGGUCCCGGCUCCGGCUCCCAGGACUUAGCUGCUCCUGAAACAGAAUCUGCUGAAUCAAAGCAGAGUCAGGAACGUGGAGAGACUCUGCAAGGAGCAGGUGCUGGAGAUGACACUGGGAAAGUGGACUCCAGCAGUGCAGUCGUUCACGGUGACGACUCACAGCCACAGCAGGAAGUGUCUCCUGUAGAGGAGAGCACUGGCAGCAGCCAGGAUCCUGGAUCCGGCAGCGCUGGUAAAGUGGAGCCACCCGACUUGGCUGAUCGGUCAUCUCAGUCCUCUUCUACCAGUCACGAUGGAGCAGAUGAGUUUAACGAAAGAGUGAAGACUGAUGGAGGCCAGGAGCCAAACACUCAAACACCCAGAGGCAGCAAAGAGUCGUCUCCUUCAUGCUUUGAAGACGAGUCUGUGCGCCUCGGCUCCCUCAAAAGGGACCUGAAGGUAAACCUGAACAGUUUGUUCAAACUGGGUCAGGAAGGUAAAUACAGGGUGUACCACAACCAGUACAGCACCAACGUCCUGGCCCUCAACAAGCAUCAGCACCGAGAGGACCACGACAAGAGGCGCCACCUGUCUCACAAGUUCAGCCUGACCACAGCCUCGGAGUUCAAAUGGAACGGCUCCAUCUACGGCUCGCGCAGCCUAACCGUCUCCACCCUGCGGCUCACCAUCAUUCAGCUGGAAACCAACGUGCCUGGACCUUUCAUGCAUCCUAACUGGGCAUCGCACAGGACCAACUGGAACAAAGCGGUGCAGAUGUGCAGCAAGGCCAGAGAGUUUGCUUUGGCCUUGGCCAUUCUGGAGUGUGCCAUCAAACCAGUGGUCAUGCUGCCUGUGUGGAAGGAGUCCCUGGGACACACCAGGUUACAUCGCAUGACGUCCAUGGAGCGGGAGGAGAAAGAGAAGGUAAAAAAGCGAGAGAAAAAGCUGGAGGACGAGGAGACGCUGCAGCAGGCCACCUGGGUGAAGUACACCAUCCCCAUCAAACACCAGGUGUGGAAGCAGAAGGGAGAGGAGUACCGAGUGACAGGUUACGGUGGCUGGAGCUGGGUCAGCAAGACUCACGUGCCACGAUUUGUUCCCAAGCUGCCAGGCAACACGAAUGUAAACUACCGCAAAGAGCUGGAGGCAGAUAAAAUGAAAAAGAAGAAAGCUUGCAUGAAAACACAGAAAAAGCUGAGUGAGACAGAAAAAACUGAGGAUGAGGAUGAAAAGGAAGAGUCACCUCUGAACACCCCAUCAGAGGAGGCAGCCGCCUCAAACCAGGAGGACAAACCCAGAGAGGAGGAGCAGGAGAAACCUGAGGAGAAAAUAGAGGUUGAACCAGAGACAGAUGAUCCAAGUGAAGACAAAGAUAAAGCUGAAAACACAGGCCCCUCAUCGCCUGCUGGCCAGCCUGUAAAGGAGGAGCCAGUCCACAUAGCUGAGACACCCAUGGAUAAGGACACGAAGCUCUACUAUGAUGUUGUGAAUGUCAGUGAGGGUUUCCAGCUGCGGACGGCAUAUAAGAAGAAGGUGAAGCCCUCCAAGCUCGACGGACUGUUGGAGCGGCGUGUGAAACAGUUCACACUGGAGGAGAAGCAGAGGCUGGAGAGGAUGAGACAGUCGGGUCUGGUGAACAAAGUGGCCGCCUCAAAGGCUAAUUCAGCAGUGAAGACAGAAGGGUCCACAGGAAGCAAACAGGAUCCUGCUGUUAAAGCAGAGGAGCAGGAGCAGAGCCUGCGGGCGGACGAUGGUGUGGCGAGAAAACUGGACUUCGAGCAGGACGAAGAGACGGACAUCAAAUCAAAGCCAGCAGCAACCAACCACAGCACAGAGGCAGAUGUAAACACGGGGGAGCCCGGCGUCCAUAAAGAAGUGAAUGGAGGACACGUCUCUGGCAAAAACAACCGGAUAUCAGAUGCAAUAGAAACCAAAGAGAAAACCCAGAAGCCUGACAUCAUGCGGGAGGGAGAGAACACUAAGAAACGCGGCUACGAGGAGAUGGAGCAGUGCAGCGGACAGAGCGAUGGCGACGUCGUGGAGAAGAGUCAGACCAGCCCGGUGCAGGUGAACGGGCAAACCCCUGCAGACGCCAACACCGGACAGCCUCAGAAAGAGGCCCUCAGGUCCCUGAUGAACGGAAACCUCUCUCAGAAUGAUGUGUCUGAUGUGUGUCACCCGCCUCCUCUGAAAGUCUCCAGAUUGGAGAACCACGUGGGACAGGAAGGAGACGCCACCAAGAACAAUAAGGAUGUGACGGAAAACAGUGAGGAGCCGGUGCCUGCAAAGCUUCCAUCCUCAAGCCCUUCAUGUGUGAACAGUAAUAAGAGCAGUGGUGAAGGUUUGAAGACCGCCACCACAGAGUCCCACACUCUCCCCACAGCCAGCGUGUCCAGCAGUGUAAGUAAACCUGAUGUGGUGAGUCCAACAAACCCAGCGUCUGUAGCCACUACCAGCAUCACUCCAGCUCAGCCCGGCUCCGCUUCCCCUCAGAAGUCCAAACCUACAGGCACCGGCUCCAGUCCAGCAAACUCUAUGACCAUCAGCAAAGACUACUCCACCCGAGACAGAGUCAGCCUCCUCAGGUUUUCCAAAUCCAAGAAGGCCCGCUCGGGAACCGCUCUGCCGUCCUACCGCAAGUUUGUCACCAAGAGCAGCAAGAAGAGCAUCUUCAUCCUGCCCAAUGACGACCUGAAGAGGCUGGCGAGGAGAGCCGGCAUCAGAGAGGUGCCCAUCUUCAACUACAACGCCAAGCCAGCCCAGGACAUAUGGCCCUACCCCUCCCCACGGCCCACCUUCAGCAUCACGUGGAGGUACCGGCUCCAGACCGUUCGCUCGCUGGCGGGGGUCAGUCUGAUGCUGAGGCUGCUGUGGGCCUGCCUGAGGUGGGAUGACAUGGCUGUGAAGCCGUCUGCUGCCGUGGGGACGACCCGAAAAGAAACGACAGACACCGACAUCAUCACCACGGAGAUUAUUAAACGAAGGGAUGUGGGGCCGUAUGGGAUCCGUUCAGAGUACUGCAUCCGGAAGAUCAUCUGUCCCCUGGGAAUCCGAGACACCCCCAAAGAAACCCCGACUCCACAGAGGAAGGGCCUGCGCUCCAGCGCCUUGAGGCCCAAGAAGCAGGAACCGGCCAAGCUUGCUGGGCCUGUUGCCGUGGAGACGUGGGUGGCUGAGGAGGAUCUGGAGCUGUGGGAGAUCAGGGCCUUUGCAGAAAGGGUGGAGAGGGAAAAGGCUCAGGGCUUAGACCCCUCAAAGACGGGCGGCACUCUGAGGACAGUGGAGGAUGUGAAGGCACAUUUGGAGAAUCAGCUGCGACAGGCCAGACUGGCUGCACAGCAGAAACGUCUAGAACAGCAGAGGCCGAGUACAACUGCUGCGCCUUCCCCGGCGGUCAUCGCUACCACCUCGGCCAGUUCUCCCAGCACGCCUGUGGCCACGGGCCAGAGGAUGGGUCAGGUGACCCCUGGAACCAAGAUGGUCCUCGCCUCCAAACUGGGCUCCCCGGUUUCCUUCCAGCAGGACAAGAACUUCCAUCAGUCGUUCGCUUCCUGGGUCAAGCAGGGUCAGAGCAGCAGCAGCUCAGCCUCCGCUGGCUCGGUGGCCUCUGUGGCAACCAGCAUCGCCACGUCCGAGCAAACCUUCCAGAUCGCUGGCAGCCCAGUGACUGUGGCUGGCCAGGUCCUCGCCGCCAAACUGCCGCUGCCCGCUAACAGCAAGAUUGUCACGCUCAACAUGCCCACUACUCAAGGAGGUGUAGUCCAGCAGAAGGUUCUGGGCAUAUUCCCCUCUGGGCCUCCUGCCAACCUGAGGACAUACAGCACACUACACCCUACAACCGGCAACAUCAACCUCAGAGCCACCACCUCAGUUACUCAGCAACAGGUCACUACAGCAGGAGUCCAAAUACAGCCUGGCACUAUGAUGACACCAUCUACCUCUGUGGUCAGAAGUCCAGCAUUGGCCCAACAAGGUCAGCCUCAGCAGGCGGUGACCCAGAUGGGCCGUGGCCCAGCAACUAUAGCUUCUCCUGGCUCUGCGUCUGCGCAGACAGCUGCUCAGAGAGCAGUGGCACCUGCGCAGUCGUGUCACGCAGCCACUGCAGCUCCAGGGCAGUCCCCUUUGCCGGGCCCCCAGGCCAACCGGCCCCAGCAGGGUCAGGUCAAGCUCACUAUGGCACAGCUCAUGCAGCUGACGCAGGGCGCCCAGGGUGGAAACCCAGGUCUGACAGUCGUGAUCCAGGGUCAAGGCCAGACUCAGGGCCAGCUACAAAUCAUCCCACAGGGUGUGACCGUCAUCCCCGGCCCUGGCCAGCAGCUGAUGCAGGCAGCAAUGCCCAACGGCCAGGUCCAGCGUUUCCUCUUCACGCCCAUGGCUCCAUCCUCAACAGCUCCCACUUUUGCCCCAGCUACUGCUUCUCCUACAAAGCCUGCUGUGCUUCAGACCCCUCACACCCAAAUGGCAACUCUAGCUCAAGCCGGGGGCCCUGCACAAGUGCAAACAACUCCCUCACCCCUUGCUCAAACACAGGUGGCAGCUCCUCUACCUGCACCCACACACAUCACAGCCCCAGCCUCCACACAGAUGCCAGCGUUGGCCCCCACCCCGGUGGCAGCACCCAUGUCCACUCUACCACAGGCUGUAAGCCAGGCCUUGAUGCCAGCUCCAUCAUCUGCUGUGCAGGUUCCGGCCCCCACGCAGGUUGCACCCUCCACACCAUCUCCUCUCUCAGCACAACUCCACAUGCCAAUAGCGCCUGUCCCAGCACAAAACCCGGCUCCGAAGGUUCUCCCCUCAGCAUCAGCUCCUGCAGAAGUCCCCGCCAUGGUCCAAACCCAAGUCUCCACCCUAAGCCCCGCCUCCUUUACACAGACCCAGGCUGCUGUGCCUCUGCCUGUCCCAGGACAAAUUGCACCCAAGUACCAAGUCCAGACACAUGCCUUCAGUUCCGUACCGGGCUUAACCUCGACUCCGUCCCCUGCUUUGUCCCCUGUGUCCGUUAAAUCCCCUGCCCAAGUCGCUGCUACGGCAGCAGCUGCUACCUCGGCCCAGAUGCAGGCUUCCGCCUCUCUGCCUUCUGCGGUCCCAUUUCCAAGCCCUGCUCUCGCUCCUGCCUCUGCUCCUGUUGUAGCCAUUGUGUCCACUCCAGUCGCUGUCCCGUCCCCAGCCAAAGCUCCGACCCAAAUCCCAGCCACGUUACCGGUUCCUCUCCACGCUGCUGUGGCUAAUGCUGUUGUCACACCAGUCACGGCCACCGCUACAACGCCUUCAGUGCCAGCUCUGACAGAGCAGAGGGCAGCUCAGCCCCAGAUCUGGACUCCGGCUGCAUCUCAGGCGCAGACUCCAGUCCAGCUGGCUCAGCAGGCUGCAGCUCCCAUCCAGGCACCCGCCCUGGUGGCUUUGCCAUCAGUCCCUGCUUCAGUCUCCACACAUUCACCCAUUAGCCCUCUGCCCCCUCAACCUCAAGCACAGGUCCAGCACCCCACCGUAGUGACCAUGCAGCAGGUUUCACAGAUGCCUGUGUCAGCAGUUCAGGUUCAUAUGAAGGAACUGCCCGUCUCUACUGUUGUCACAACUGUAAGACCAUCUCAGCCUCAGCUUCAGCUCCAACCCCAGCCUCAAACCCAAAUCCGUGCACAGAUUCAGGUCCAGCCCUUUGGACAAGUCCAACAAAUGCAGGCUCAAGCGCAUCUCCAGUCCCAAGCACAAGCCCAUAUCCACUCACAGGUCAGAGUUCAGCUUCAGCCACGGCCACAGGUUCAGCAACAAUUGCAGCAAAUACCCCAAUGCCAGGUCCAGCCCCUUAGUCAAAUCCAACCUCAGGUGCAGUUUCAGUCCUCAAACCAAACCCUACCCCAGGCCCAGCUCCAGGCACGGGUCCAACCUCAGUAUCAGCCACAGAUACAGGCUUCAUUUCAGGCUCAGCCACAAACCCAACCCCCGGCUCAGCAACAGCCCCAGGUUCAGUCUCAGGGCCAAACUCAACUCCAACCACAGAUUCACCCACAGGUUCAGGUGCAGUUCCAGAAACAGAGCCAGGUUCAACCCCAGGCUUCACAGCAAACACAGGUCCAAACCCAGACGCAAUUUCAAGUCCAGGCACCGCAGCAGACCCAGGUCCAGCAGCAGCAGCAGCAGCAGCAGCAGCAGCUUCAGGUUCAAGCCCAACCACAAGUCCAAGCCAAACUCCAAGUCCAGUUCCAGCACCAGAACCAAACCCAAGUUCAAGCACAGCCUCAGCUUCAGGUCCAGUCUCCAAUCAGGCAUCAGCUCAUCACUGUUCCUGGCCUACAACAACCAGUCCAGCUGCUCUCAGCCCUGCCAGCCCAUGUUGCAGCCCAAAUUCAAGCCCAGAUCCAGGCACAGACCCAACAGCAGGGUGGCGCCGUUCCUCAGCAGAUCAAACUGCAGCUGCCCAUCCAGAUCCAGCAGACGGGGGGUCAAAUUCAGGCCCAUCAGAUUCAAAACAUGGUGACCAUACAGGCCCCAGUGACCGUCCAGGAGCAGCUUAACAGGAUGCAGCAGCAACAGCAACCCCCCCCACCAAAGAAGAAGAAACACCACGAGCCUAAAAGGGAACAGAGGGAGCAGCAUCUGCAGGCCGGCAGCUCAGGGGACGGUGUCCAGAAACCGGCCGUAGUGAAGCAGAGUGUAACAGCAGAGAUGCUCAAACAGAGGAAGACCCUGGCUGCAGCUGAACGGGAGGAGAACCAGAGAAUGAUUGUGUGCAACCAGGUUAUGAAGUUUAUCCUCGACAAGAUUGAGAAGGACGAGAAGCAGGCAGCUAAAAAGAGAAAGAAGGAGGAGGUGGUGGAGCAGAAACGCUUCAAGCAGAACGCCACCAAGCUGACGGCGCUGCUGUACAAACACAAGGAGCAGCUGAAGGCUGAGAUCCUGAAGAAGCGGGCGCUGCUGGACAAGGAGCUGCAGCUGCAAGUACAGGAGGAGCUGAGGCGGGACCUAGCCAGGCUGCAGAAGGAGAAGGAGAGAGCCCGAGCAGCUAUCGCCCAGGCCGCUGCUGCCACGGUCAAGGCAGCCGCCUCCCACUCCUCCCAUCCUUCCCACUCUACACAUUCCUCCCACGGCGCCCACGCCGUGACCUCGUCUUCCUCAUCACAUAAACACAAGAGGGAGGAGGAGAGAGACCGCAACAGGGACAGGGACAGGGACCGGCACCAUGACAAGGACAAGAAACGAGACCGGGACAAGGACCGAGACCGGCACAGAGACAAAGACCGGGAGCGAGAGAAGGACCGAGACAGAGACAGACACCGGGACCGAGACAAAGAGCGAGAUCGGGACAGAGACAAGAACAGAGAUUCCAGCUCAUCUAAACACAAGAAGAAAAAGCUGUCUUCUACCUCAAAGGAUCACAAGAAGGACACCAAACUGUACUGUAUCUGCAAGACGCCCUACGACGAGUCCAAGUUUUACAUUGGCUGCGACCUGUGCUCCAACUGGUUUCAUGGCGCGUGUGUUGGCAUCACAGAGAAGGAGGCCAAGAAGCUGGAAGACUUUGUGUGUAACGACUGUAAGCGAGGCCAGGAGGGAGGAAGCAGCGAGGAGCUCUACUGCAUCUGCAAGACGCCAUACGACGAGUCCCAGUUCUACAUCGGCUGCGACCGCUGCCAGAACUGGUACCACGGCCGCUGCGUGGGCAUCCUGCAGAGCGAGGCCAAUCACAUCGACGUGUACGUGUGCCCACAGUGUCAGUCCACGGAGGACGCCAUGACCGUGCUCACGCCGCUCACCGACAAAGACUACGAAGGCCUGAAGAGAAUCCUACGCUCGUUACAGUCCCAUAAGAUGGCAUGGCCUUUCCUUGAGCCCGUGGAUCCACAUGACGCACCUGAUUAUUACUGUGUGAUCAAGGAGCCGAUGGACUUCUCCACAAUGGAAACCCGACUGCAAAAGCGACAUUACCACAAGCUCACCGAGUUCGUGGCCGACGUGACCAAAAUCUUUGACAACUGCCGCUACUACAACCCCAACGACACGCCGUUCUUUCAGUGUGCCGAGGUGCUGGAAGCGUUCUUUGUACAGAAGCUCAAAGGUUUCAAAGCGAGCAGAUUGUCAGAUUCUUAAGUGGGCCAGUCUAGCUGGAGUCUGGACUGGAUGCUGGGGUCUCUAGAAAUAAUGACAUGGAAACGUUUGCGUUUCCAGAACAAUCAAUCAAACAAAUAAACCAUGAAACAGCAGAUUGACGUGACAAUCCCAGUAUUUGGUGAUCAUCCUCACACAUCAGCAGCCAUGUUGUGUCAACGUGUUAAUCAUGUGCUUCCUUCUCGCCCAUCAGUCGUCACGUUGUUCCCUCUGGGUUUUAAAUAAAUUUUAGUUUCUAACCUGUAUUUAUUUUGUGUUACGGCGUUGAACUGGACUCGCUGAGCCACCAGCUACACACUAGAGGAAUGAAGCUGCAUAUUUUAUUACAGAGCUAUUUAUCAGACAUGCAGUCAGCUGUGGAUGAGGUUGUCUUGAAUGUACAUAUGUGUUGUCAUGUACAGCGGUUGUAACAUAUCUGACUCUGUAUCUGAAGGUUUUAAAUGAUUAUGAAACGACUUGUUUAAAUGUUUUACGUGAACAAUAACCGUUUGACUUCAGUUCCUCAUUCCGAAGUGGCCUCCGUUUGUAGCGGCGUAGGUUUCUCUGUAAUAAAGUCUUUCCUAGUAAAACACACCAACAUGGCUGCAGGAUCCUCUAUCGACCCCUUUGCAUCCUCUGUCUGUGUGUUGACAGUAAUCAAAAUGUGAAGGACUCAACUUUCCCCUCUCUCCACACUCUAGGUCUCAUAACAACAAGCUUCAGUCUUCUUCGGCCACUUAGAAAGAAAGGUCGCAUCACACGUUGCUCAGACUAAAAUGCACUUGCCGAGAACAUGGCUUUGAACUGUAAGUCUGUGACGGCCCGUGUUGGGGACCCACUCCUGACAGCGGCGCAGUCCACCUGCUGCCUGAACAGUUUCUGCUCUAAGGGACCUUUUUUGGACCUUUCAUCACCAGUGGGACUGUACAGAGGAGCUGGAUGCAUUUCAAAAGAAAGUUUACCUCUGAAAAAAGACUCGCAGAGCUCUCAUUUCCAUGGACUUAGAUUUUUGAUCUCAGCCUUUUUAUGUUUUUCUUGUUUGAAAAGAUCUCAGGCCAUACGUGUGGUCGUCACCUAGAAGCUGAGGACUGACACACAGUGGCUGAGUUUUACUGAGCAUAAUGUAUCAAGAGUUUUGUGUCGAACUUCAGAUAUCACAGUGGAACAACUUGUCUUCUCCCAUUACCACUCGUCAUCUAGUCUGAAGUGGCAUGAGAGCCAGUUGUUAAGUACCUGGACACCAUUAGUCUGCUUGGUUCAACCUGUAUAACCUACUGAAAGUACGGUAUAAGCUAUUGUAAAUUAAACGCUCUGCAGUAGUGACUGAUGAAACAAUAUUUGAAGGUUCCUACCCUGUUUGUAAAAAUUUGUCAGAUUUUGACUUGAUUUCUUUUUCUUUUUUUGUAUUAAAGCUGAAUAAUAAAUAUUGAUGUAUAUGGAGCUUAAUAAACUGAACAAGUCUGAUUGUUA
Molecule: messenger RNA, 11648 nt
Organism: Betta splendens (Siamese fighting fish)
Lineage: Eukaryota; Metazoa; Chordata; Actinopteri; Anabantiformes; Osphronemidae
Gene: bptf
Product: bromodomain PHD finger transcription factor
Exons: 32
Coding region: 369-10181 (3270 amino acids)
Biological process (GO): regulation of transcription by RNA polymerase II
Cellular component (GO): NURF complex
Molecular function (GO): RNA polymerase II cis-regulatory region sequence-specific DNA binding
Source: RefSeq, a predicted model, not a curated record